UUUGAUGCUCUGAAUUUUACUCAAGGACGCAGCUUAUAAAAAAAUCCAAAAAGCUUUUAUGUUUUGUGACUAAAUUGCAACUUGUAAAAGCGUUUGGCCUCCCAACAAGACAAGGAAAACAAUGCAAAACAUGUUGAGGAUGUCUGGGUUGUGGUGAGCAGAGUGCAUCGUUACACUUAAGCGGCUGUUAAUCUUCUUAGAGUCACUAAGUACCCAGCUAGAAAUCAGCUAGUGUCCAGAUUGUCUCUUCCUGGCCCAGAUAAACGACUCAGACGACAACAAAGAGAGGCUCAGAGAAAUAUGUGGCAUUGUCUCUUUGCUGGCAUGAAAUAUGCACCUACCCUCCUUAGGAAACUGUGUUGACACAGCAGUGGAAGAAGUUCUCGUGGAGUUCUUUAACUUGAAGAUGUUUGGAAGUGGCACCAAGAAGUGGUUUGUGAAGAGGCAAAAGCGGCAGCAGCACAGGUCUGGCAGGAGGCCAUGCACCAGAAAGAAGAAGAGGUGGACGAGUAAGGUCCUCAAAGAGCACCGGCAGAAGAUCCUGAGCGAGCUGGACGUCAAUGCUGUGCUUCCUUACUUGGUGUACGAAAGGGUUUUCUCAUUGGUGGAGUACAAGGAGAUACUGGGACAGGAGUCCAGCAGGAGGCGAACAGAGGUGUUCCUGGAUCACCUGUCCUCGAAGGGCCCUGCCGCUUUCUUCUCCUUUUGCUCAGUGUUGGAGGAGGUGUGCCCUCACCUGCUGACCUGCUUUCUAUUGGAUGGAGAAGAUGGAGUCCCACGACCAGGCAGGAAAGUGGGACUCCCUGUGCCCCCCAACACCCCGGCAGAGGAAUUACUGUGUUCCCCUCCGAUGUACACAGAUCCUGUGUUUGACUCCAGGCAUUCUUCCCAUCACUCCUCUUCCUCAAUGAUUCACCCGAGUCCGACCGCCGGCUCCAUCACUGCAGGCUCCUCCGCGAGCACCGUUCAGGGCAAGCCAUCACUCCGGCGAAUCAAGGGUCGCAUCCACAGGAGCAAGAGCCUGGACAGCAUUGAUCUCCUGGAUUCUAAUUGCUUCAAAUGUUUUCAGAGGGCGAAAAGUCUGGACUGCCAGCAGAGUGCAGCGAUGGAGGAGACGGUCAUUUGGGAACAGCACACAGUAACACUACACAGGGCACCAGGGUUUGGCUUUGGGAUAGCCAUAUCGGGAGGUCGGGAUAACCCUCAUUUUCAGAGUGGCGAGACCUCCAUUGUCAUAUCGGAUGUGCUGAAAGGAGGCCCAGCAGAAGGCCUACUGCAGGAAAAUGACAGAGUGGUCAUGGUGAACUCUGUUUCUAUGGACAACGUGGAGCAUGCAUACGCCGUCCAGCAGCUUCGCAAAAGUGGGAAAAUUGCCAAAAUUACAAUCAGACGGAAGAGAAAAGUUCACGUCCCCAUGGGCCGCUUGGGGGAGAGGGAAACCAUGUCGGAGCACGACGAGGAGGAGGACAGCUACGACGAGGAGAUCUAUGAGACGCGAAGCGGACGCAGUGGUGCUUACAGCGGUGUGGGAGGGGCUAUGGGCAGGCGCAGUGGUCGGAGCGGUGGACGGAGAGACAGGGAGCGUGAGCGGAGCGGCUCGCGAGAAAGAAGUCUCUCUCCACGCACAGACCGCCGCUCGCACAAUCUCCCCCCACGGCCUGCCAAGGUCACGCUCGUUAAAUCCCGCAAAAAUGAAGCAGAAUAUGGCUUGCGUCUGGCCAGCCAUAUCUUUGUCAAGGACAUCUCUCCUGAGAGCCUGGCAGCCAGAGACGGCAACAUCCAGGAAGGAGAUGUUGUGCUGAAGAUUAACGGCACGGUUACAGAGAAUCUUUCCCUGAUCGACGCCAAAAAGCUGAUUGAAAGGUCAAAGGGCAAACUAAAAAUGGUUGUUCAGAGAGAUGACAGGGCGACCCUGCUGAAUAUCCCUGACCUUGACGACAGCAUUCCUUCAGCCAAUGCCUCUGACAGAGAUGACAUUUCAGAUAUCCAUUCGCUGGCAUCGGACCAUUCCAAUCGAUCACAUGACAGGCAUCGUAGGAGCCGCUCGCGUUCUCCGGACAGGCGAUCGGAACCCUCAGACCACUCCAGACAUUCACCCCCACAAAUCAGCAACGGCAGUCAUAGGAGUCGGGAUGACGAACGGAUCUCAAAGUCUGCUUCAACACCAGCGAAGAUCGCAGAGGAGAUUCCUCUCCCCAGACCAAAGGAGUCUGCUAAUGCAAAAGAGGACAAGAAGCUCCCUCCCCUUCCAGAGCCCAAACCAGUGUAUGCUCAGCCCGGACAACCAGAUGUAGACCUACCAGUUAGUCCCUCUGAUGCUCCCGUUCCAAGUGCUGCUCAUGACGACAGCAUCCUACGGCCGAGCAUGAAACUAGUAAAGUUCAAAAAGGGGGAGAGCGUGGGUCUGCGACUGGCAGGGGGCAAUGAUGUGGGCAUCUUUGUAGCAGGAGUUCUGGAGGAUAGCCCAGCUGCUAAAGAAGGCUUGGAAGAGGGCGACCAAAUUCUCAGGGUAAAUAAUGUUGAUUUUGCAAACAUAAUUCGAGAGGAGGCGGUGCUAUUCCUGCUUGACCUUCCUAAGGGCGAGGAGGUCACCAUUCUGGCCCAAAAGAAGAAAGACGUAUAUCGACGGAUCGUGGAGUCCGAUGUCGGUGACUCCUUCUACAUCCGGACACACUUUGAAUACGAAAAGGAAUCUCCAUAUGGGUUAAGUUUUAACAAGGGCGAGGUGUUUCGAGUAGUGGACACCCUCUAUAAUGGCAAACUAGGCUCCUGGCUGGCUAUUCGCAUCGGCAAGAACCACCAGGAGGUGGAGAGGGGCAUCAUCCCUAACAAAAACAGAGCGGAGCAGCUCUCCAGUGUACAGUACACUCUUCCCAAAACAGCAGGUGGCGAUAGGGCGGACUUCUGGAGAUUCCGUGGUCUUCGCAGCUCUAAGAGGAACCUGAGGAAGAGCAGAGAGGAUCUGUCAUCCCAACCGGUCCAAACAAAGUUCCCAGCAUAUGAGAGAGUUGUCCUGAGAGAGGCGGGUUUCUUGAGACCAGUUGUGAUAUUUGGACCCAUUGCGGAUGUUGCUCGAGAGAAACUUUCCAGAGAAGAGCCAGAUCUGUUUGAACUUGCAAAGAGUGAACCGAGAGACGCAGGAACAGACCAGCGUAGUUCAGGAAUAAUUCGUCUUCACACCAUCAAACAGAUCAUCGACAGAGACAAACAUGCUGUGCUGGACAUCACUCCAAACGCUGUGGACAGGCUGAACUAUGCGCAGUGGUACCCGAUCGUAGUCUUCCUAAAUCCCGAUAACAAGCAGGGCGUGAAGAACAUGAGGACGAGACUUUGUCCAGAGUCCAGGAAGAGCGCCAGAAAGCUUUAUGAGCGAGCCAUUAAACUGAGAAAGAAUAAUCACCACCUGUUUACAACAACCAUCAAUCUGAACAAUAUGAAUGAUGGGUGGUAUGGAGCUCUAAAGGAAACCAUUCAGCAGCAACAGAAUCAGCUGGUUUGGGUAUCGGAGGGCAAGGCGGAUGGCACAACAGAGGAUGACCUGGACAUCCACGAUGACCGUCUGUCUUACUUGUCGGCACCAGGUAGUGAAUACUCUAUGUACAGCACUGACAGCCGGCACACUUCUGACUACGAAGACACGGACACCGAGGGCGGAGCCUACACGGACCAGGAGUUGGAUGAGACGCUGAACGACGAGGUGGGUCUCCCCACGGAGCCCGCCAUCACCCGUUCCUCAGAGCCCGUACGAGAAGACCCUCCCGUCAUUCAAGACACCCCCGGUUACUCCACUUACCAGCAUCCUGUGCAACCUGACCCAGGCAGUCGUAUUGAUCCUGCUGGGUUUAAGAUGGCCGCUCCACAACAGCAAGGUGAGGCUGCUUUCCCUUUGCCCUCAUUGCCUCUGCCGGCGGUAGCUACCCCUGCUAAUGAGCAGCCUGCACAGCUAGAGGCUGUGCACCUAGAGGAGCCGCCUGCUGUAGCCCCAGUUCCUCAGGCUGACUCACUUAACAGCCCCAGCCCUGCCCCCGAGCAUAUUCAGCCCCCACCACCACCACCACCACCUCCACCACAUGAACCCACCCCGUCUGGACUGCCUGGUCCAGAACCAAAGAUGUACAAAAAAGAUCUGUACAACAUGGAUGACCCCGGGCGAGUCGGUCACCACCUGAAGCAGUCUAUGAGCUACUGUCACCAGCCGCCGUUCCAGGACAAACAGCCAUACCGUGAAUACGACCAUCCGCCUUAUGGUUAUGAUGGAGGCGGCUACACAGAACCAAAGCCUCACAACACUGACUCUCACCUGCACUACGACAACCGCGUGCCUCAUUACAACGAACAGUGGCCCCCCUACGACCAGCAGACCUCAUCCUCCCAGUCAGUAGGGUACCAGCCGGGGCACCAGCAACCUAUGGGCUAUAGCCCCCGGUCUCCCUAUGAAGAUGGACCAGGAAGAGAUUACAGUCCACCGCAGCCACACUUUGAUGAGGUUUCACCAGCUGGUUAUGACGGCAGACCACGUCACGGUAAACCUGGACACAUUCGUUACGAUGAACCGCCUCCCCCACCCCCUACAGGCUACGAUGCCCGCUCUCCUCACGAGGCUGAAUUGCACAACUUCCCCAUCAAUUCACCUUGCUCGCCGGACCCCCCCAAGCAGUAUUAUGGUGACUCUGGUCUGAGACCCGCCUACAUGCCCGGACCUCCAAAUCGAGGUUAUAAAACAGGGCUGCUUGAGCCUUUGAGGAACUCAGAGCCCCCUGUUUCCCCUUCUAAACCUGAAGCCCUGCCCUCACCCGCUGAACCGGGAACCACUCCAACCUCCAAACCUCUCCCUCCUCCCCCACGGGAAGACCCAGAUGAGGACCCAGCAAUGAAGCCACAGUCGGUGCUAAACAGAGUCAAGAUGUUUGAGAAUAAACGCUCUGUUUCUAUGGACCGCGCUAAAGAAGUGGUAGAGACAUCCGUGCUGAGGCCUGCUGAUGUUCCUAAACCUGUGAGUGCUCCCGGUCCAGUCCUCAAAGCCAACUCCCUCAGUAACCUUGAACAGGAGAAGUCCACAUACAGGGCUCCUGAGCCACAAAAGCCUCAAACUAAACCCCUAGAUGAUGUCGUGCGAUCCAACCACUAUGACCCCGAUGAAGAUGAGGAGUACUACAGAAAGCAGCUGUCCUACUUUGACCGCCGCAGCUUCGACAGUAAAGCUAUGGGCCAACCUGCUCCAGGCAUCAGUCGCUUCCACGAUAUACCCAAACCAGCUCAGCUGUCGUACCCCUACCACAGAGUGGAGUCUCUGGAGAAAGUCAGUCCAGUGGAGAAAAGAUACGAACCUUUACCCCAAAUCAGUCCUUCGGCACAGUAUGGGCCUCCUCUACCUGCCAUCCCACCCAACCCUCUGCCCAAACUCAGUCCAAGCGAUGCUAACUCCAUACCUGAACCACUGAGCUCUCCCAAUCCUAAACCGGAUCUGCCAGCUCUCAGACCCACAAGUAGGGAUGACCCCAUCCCAAGCAGUUACCUCCCCCCAAGAGGCUUCCCCGACAAACCCCCUGUCAAUGGCACCGAUGCGGCACCCUCAAAGACUCUGAGUGCUCCUGCCCCAACGAGCUACAACCGCUAUGUCCCCAAGCCUUACACCAGCGCAGCGCGGCCCUUUGAGCGCAAGUUUGAGAGCCCGAAAUUCAACCACAACCUGCUGCCUAACGACACACAGCCCAAGACGGACCACCUCAGCAAACCCGGCGUGCUGAGCAACAGCAGUGGGAAACUGCAGCUGUCUCCACAGCCCCUGGAUCACGACAGCGGUCUGGACACUUUCACACGCACUUUGGAUAACAGGCCCAAAUACCAGCACAAUAACAUCAACGCCAUUCCCAAGGCCAUUCCUGUGAGUCCCAGUGCACUGGAGGAUGACGACGAGGACGAAGGGCACACGGUGGUGGCCACUGCUCGGGGUAUCUUCAAUUGUAACGGAGGGGUUCUGAGCUCCAUUGAGACGGGUGUCAGCAUCAUCAUUCCCCAGGGUGCCAUCCCGGAGAGCGUGGAGCAGGAGAUUUACUUUAAGGUGUGCAGGGACAACAGCAUCCUGCCCCCCCUGGACAAGGAGAAAGGAGAAACGCUGCUAAGUCCACUUGUGAUGUGUGGCCCUCACGGACUCAAGUUCCUGAAGCCGGUGGAGCUGCGCUUACCUCACUGUGCGUCUAUGACCCCUGAUGGUUGGUCUUUUGCUCUAAAAUCCUCCGACUCCUCGUCGGGUGAUCCUAAAACCUGGCAGAACAAAUCUCUCCCUGGUGACCCAAACUACCUGGUGGGUGCAAACUGCGUGUCUGUGCUCAUUGACCACUUCUGAGGAGGGCAACAGCUGGCCUGUUACUGAAUGUGAUGAGCAGUGGGACCCCCCCCCACCCCGUCCGCCCGUCUGUCUGCUGGUGGGGGCGCACAACGCUCAAUGAAGUCUGAACUCGAUUGUUUACUGUGCCCAACAUUUCAAAACCACAUUCUCGUACAGUUGGAGGAGUGUUACACCCAUGAGGCUCUAACUUAGUUUCUUUACUAAUAUUUGGGGGAGGGAGGGGUUUGGUGCUUUUGAGGCUUGCAAAAAAAAAGAAGAAAAAAACAAGUUAUCUUAACAAAGGAACUGAAGUUGGAAUGCAUGACCAGUGCCACAGACUGGAUAAUCCAAUUUUGUCAUUUUUACCUAAUUUUCUAAAAGGUUAGAAACGUGCGAGCAUAUAAAAAAAAAAGUUUUCAUAUUGCAGUGGGAUUUUUGUGUAUUCUAGUGGAUUCAAAAAAAAAAAAGGUAACGUUUGCUAACACUGAACCUUUGAGUUCGGUGGUCAUGUGUUACCAUUCAUGAAGGACUGGCUGAGCCUGACUCAUUGAAGAAAGCCCUUUGCAUCAUUUAACCCAAGAAGAAGAAGGAUAAAAAGAAGUAUUAAGAGUCAGGUGCCCAUUCGACUGAGCACGCUCUGAUUAAACCGCUGUUUUUGUAGAAAAAAAAAAACCUAUCGUAGAUAAAUAUACUGACUUGAUUUUACAAACUCCUG
Molecule: messenger RNA, 7043 nt
Organism: Oryzias latipes (Japanese medaka)
Lineage: Eukaryota; Metazoa; Chordata; Actinopteri; Beloniformes; Adrianichthyidae
Source: RefSeq, a predicted model, not a curated record